AUGGCCUCUGUCGUUACCACUCGCCCCUUCAAGCCCCUUCCUGUCCCGCAGGCCCUUGGAUUUGGGCUAAAAGCACGUUUCACUCACGUUGAAAACGUUCCGACUUUAUUCGACCACAAGUUCCUAGUCGACCGAUACAGCCCCAAACGAGCCGCCAUUACGGACUAUUAUUCUAGACUUGCCCCAGACGUUCUUCGUUGGCGCGUUAUCUCGAAUGCCAGUAUCAAAAAGGUCCCCAAGGCCGUCCUGCGAAAUCGACUCAAGCGUAGAUGGGCCAGUGCCUUUGCAGAGGCACUGAAAAGGGCUGGAUACUAUCAUAACGGGAGGCAGCGUUCUGGUCCCAAGGAUGGCAAAAACUACAUUCCAGGACUCAGGGGUACUCUCGAAAUCCUGGUCUUCUCAGAACGUGGCAUUACCUGUCCUCAUGGCGAGCUGGUUGGUGCAUGCGGCGCUUUACUAAAGUCCCUACAACGGAAACAGCAGCACUUGGACAAUGCGGGUGUCGAUUCUACACCAGGAAGAAAGGCUCUAGAGGAUAGAACAGACACCGAAGUCGACGAGAAUGUGCCUUCCUCCAUGUGGUCACUCUGGGGGCGGACACUCUUGUGA
Molecule: messenger RNA, 609 nt
Organism: Cladophialophora psammophila CBS 110553
Lineage: Eukaryota; Fungi; Ascomycota; Eurotiomycetes; Chaetothyriales; Herpotrichiellaceae
Exons: 1
Coding region: 1-609 (202 amino acids)
Source: RefSeq, a predicted model, not a curated record